Endocarpon pusillum Z07020 is the source of this 1206-nucleotide messenger RNA. RefSeq lists its product as uncharacterized. The record is from RefSeq and is a predicted model, not a curated record. The coding region runs from base 1 to 1206 and encodes 401 amino acids. The transcript is spliced from 2 exons. Lineage: Eukaryota; Fungi; Ascomycota; Eurotiomycetes; Verrucariales; Verrucariaceae.
AUGGUCACAUACUCCGCCCAAAGACCCGCUCCCAGAGCUCCACGAUUUUCCGAGGUAAUGGGGUCUCCUCCCAAGAAGCCACCAACACCAUAUGGUCCUCCAGCAUACACAGAAACAGAUCCUUCUAAGAAUGACCUAGAAUAUGCGAAGAAGAAGAUUCGCGAUAUGGCACUUUCAUUGCCGACCAAGAGUGACGAGGCGCUGGCGCAGACUGGGAAAGGGACCGCACUGAAUAAUGCAAUUACCAUACCUCCAAACGAUAACCAAUUAUCCAAAGAUACUGCUGGAUCUUCGAAAGUGCCCGAAUGGAAGAGACAAGCAAGUCUCCGACCUCGAUUGCCCAGCCUUUCUUCGAAUAUGUCUGGGGACGAUCUGGACAUUGCCUUUGGCUCGCUGCCCUUACGAGACGAAAUGAAGCCUAUCUGUGACAUGCGCAAGCGCCGAAAAUGUGCUCACAAGCCCAAAGAUGAGUUGGAUGAGAGUCCCAUGUUUAUCUGCCUGGACUGCAGAAACAGACCAAUCUGCGAAGCUUGUAUCAGGGAUGUUUUGGCAAACCCCCAGGAUCCUCAUCAAGCUGACCAUUAUCUUUACCACUGGAAGGCGACAUCAUCACUUCAGUUCGAUAAGUUUCUCUGGGAACGAAGACAUGGAGCUAGACUGCAUUUCGGACCGAAAGAGAUGCUUGGAAGGGAAUGGUUGUAUUCAGAUCACAGCUUUGCGCCCUCAAGCACUGGAAACCUGACUGUGCGCUUUGUGUUAAAUGCGCAGCCAGGCACUUAUUACGUGUCGGUUGGCGUCCGCACAUAUGUGAACCCUGCAACUAUUAAUAAGGAUAAACUUGGCAAGAGCAAUUAUUCAAUGAUCAAGGCCGGCGUGACUUGGAUCGGCUCCUUAGCAGUUGGAACGCAGACUAUUGAUCGGGGGGCUGUGUCGGCUGGCAAGGGAGUCAACCCCUGCCUUCAGAGGUUGCCGGACAAGAUUGUCGAACAGGAGGUAAAGAAAGGCACCGAGAAUGAAGAGACAAUUCUUGCGUCGGGCACCGUGAAGAUCUUGGAGGGCCAGGCAGUUGAAGUAUCCAUUCGACAUUGGCACGACAAAGGAAUCUUCAAGAGAGGCAGUCCAUUCAAAUGGUGGUUGGAUUCAAUCACAUUGACUCCAGUGGUUGAGAAGGAGCAGAUAGCAUCAGAAGCAGAUCUGAAGCUCUAG